GGACACGGACUCACACCGCUCUAAGUUUUUACUCGCUCGGUGGCAGAAUUAACGUUAAAUAGCGUUAAUGCAGCCGAACAGAAAAUAGCAGAUCCUCCGAACAGAACCGGAUCACUUCAGUCAGACCGGACCCAUUAAUACUUCUACAGAGGAUGGAGUCAGACAGUGAGGGGCGACUCAGACGUGGAGGAGAGGAGGAGGAGGAUGGAGAGCUGGAGGAGGUCCUCAGUAACGUCUCAGCUCCUCAGCAGCUGCUCCCGAGCCUGGACAAGGCAGACGACUCAUGUCCUGAGUCCUACAGGAUCAACUCUCCUGAUGAGAUUCAACUGUUGGCCAUUGCCGACAACUUCCAGCGUCAGUAUUCACACUUGUAUCCCAGCCGCAAGCCGCUGCUGCUCUGCCCUGUCAAUGAAUAUGGGGUUAAGAAGUUUGUUUCUACGUCUCUUCGGCCCACACCGACACCCCACCCUGAACUUUUCACCUGGGAGGGCUGUGCCUCCUUUGUGGCUAACUUCCUGUCUCUGGACCCUUUGGAGCCUCCUGCAGACCUGCCCAGGUACUUGUUCUCCUCCACCUCAGUGCUGCAGAGUCAGAGAGCCACAUGUUUUGAAUUUGCCACCCUGCUGUGCAGCCUGCUGCUCGGCGCCCACUACGACGCCUACUGUGUCAGCGGCUACGCAGUCAGAGAGAUGUGUCUGCUCGACCAGAGCCUGCAGGAGUGCCCUCUGCUGGACAACAAGGUCAAGAGUGUGAUCUCAGAACAGGAGUCACAGGAGAACAAAUACACAGUGAAAGCUCUGAGGGAGCUGAAGAGUCACUUUGUGAUGCAGCAAGAGAAGAAGAAACAGGAAGAUGAAGCUGCGUUGCUUCAACAACAAAAACUACAGGAGGGGAGUGAGCAGCGACCUGCCGACCCCCUGCGGGGGCUGAGGGUGCACUGCUGGGUGCUGGUGCUGUCAGGAAGUCGGAGCGUCCAGGAGAACUUCUUCAUCGACCCUCUGACCGGGAUCAGCUACAGCACCGUCGAUGACAACUUCCUGGGCAUCGAGAGCGUGUGGAACAACCUCAACUACUACGUCAACAUGCAGGACUGCAAGAACGGCUGCGCUGAUAUGGUGUUUGAUCUGGAAGAUUUAAAGAUGUGGGAGCCAGUCUUAUACGGUGCAGCCAGCAAAAAGCAGCUGAUACUUGACGUCUUAAAGAAGAAGACAGAGACUAAGAUGAUGAGCAGAAUUAGCAAGGAUGAGGAGGAGGAGGAGGAGGAGGAGCCCCGAGUUUUUGAGAUGCCGAGAUCCUGGGUCAGCUACAUCACCAUCUCAAAAAAAGACCUGGAGACCCGCUGGCCCAGAGGACAGAAAGUGACCCACUACAGAAAAGCGAAGCUGGAGAACUUUGCUUCAUACCUGAGGCCAGACGGCCUGGUCAUACGACUGACGACAUACAAAGACCUGGACUGCACUGAGAUUGCGAUGGUGAAGGAGUGGUAUCAACACAGAAACGACCACUUGGAGGAGAGGGAGGUCAACAAGGUCGACAGCUUCACCACAGAACGCUUCAGCCGUGGACGACCUUUCCACCUUUUAUUUCACAGGUAUCCAACCCUGACUGCUGACACUGUGCACGAGAUGGAGUUCAGCAGCGCUCGUAUCGACAACAUGGUGCGCCGGGUGGUGUCACCAGGUGAAAUGACGGAGCUCUUCGAGAACCGGACCGACUUCCUCUACUACAGGCACGUCAUCUUCGAUCGACACGUCCAGUUUUCAGAACCGCAUGUGGACGCUGACCUGGACGACCGACCGCUACAGGUGGUGGAGCGUUUCCACAGGAACAGAUCCAAACCCACCAAUGAGGACGUGGCAGAGCGAGUGUUCCUAUUGGCUCAAAGGCAGAUUGAGGUGACCUAUCACUUGGAGGAUCACCGAUUCAUCCCCUCAAAGAGGAGUUUUGUCAAACCACUAGAGUCAACGGAGCAAACGAAGGCUGAGGACUUCACACCUGACAUGGUCUCCAGCUUCCAGGUGGAUCCAUCUCAGAAGCCUCUCAAGACCCUGACUCUGUAUCAUAUAUUGAUGGCCCUGAUAAAGGAUGAGGAGAAGGUGACUCUCCAAAUCAAAGAGUCUAAGAAAGAGGUGAGAGACAUUGUGGCCUGCAGAGAGCAGGAGGAGGGAGGCGUUCAGCUUUUCUUCUCCCCAUGGAGCACAGCAGGAGCUGCCCGGGCCCGCAGACAGAGACAGGAAAUGGAGCGUGUGGCUGAGGAGGAGGAGAGGUGGCUGCAGGAGAAGGAGAAAGACAUUCUGGCCCCCCUCCUGAUCCGGCUCGACAACGCCGAGAUUCUGAGCGCCAAGGACGCCAAGCAGCUCCACCAGGACUGUUUGGCCGAGUUCAAACAGAGACUGGUAGAGCACGCCAACCUCAUUCAGGAACGCUACGAAAAGGAAACACAGGAGCUGCAGAGGAAACAGCAGUGGUACCAGAGGAACCAGCUCAACAUGACAGUGCCACAGGAGGAAGAGUACCAGACCUACUGUGCUGCCAAAACACUACAAAUACAUGUCGCCAAGAAACGGCUCAGCAUGCACAAGGAAGCAGCUCCUCAGAGGUACCAUGCUCUCGAUGAGAAGCUGAGAGGAGACCCUCGACUGGCCCCUCACCUGGUCAGCUGAGCCCAACACCUGCCGUCUUUUCAAAGAGAACAUGGAAUAGAUGUAGAUCUGCUCUCAGAGUCAGUAGGGGGCAGGUGUGUGUUGUUUGCAACAACACCAAAUUCCAGAGUCUGAAAUAACUAAAACAGCUGAGCUACGAAGUGCAUUUGAGAUAUUUCUGUUUUUCUCUUUGUGAACUGCUUUUAAUGGUAAUAUCUUUACCCCAGCAAGAGCCUCGUGUGUUAUGGUAGUUAUGGUAGAUGUAUUUGCAACAUCUCAGAGGUUGAAUGUCACUAAUUUCAUUUAAUACUCUUUGACUUGUAAUGGAGCAUUUUCACCUGGUUGACCUGGAUUUCACCUGGAUUUCCAUAAAAUUUGCCUUGAA
Molecule: messenger RNA, 3027 nt
Organism: Lates calcarifer (barramundi perch)
Lineage: Eukaryota; Metazoa; Chordata; Actinopteri; Centropomidae
Gene: drc7
Product: coiled-coil domain containing 135
Biological process (GO): flagellated sperm motility
Cellular component (GO): motile cilium
Source: RefSeq, a predicted model, not a curated record